AUGUUAGAAACAGUCAUCGACUCUACAGGUGCUUACCGCGUACUGGUUCGCGAUCUGCUAGCGAAAGCAGCAGAGAUCAAAAAAGGGCAUGAUGUUGAGCCUCCGAUCACAGAAGCCAGCCUAGGUGACUUGGUCGAGCGUGUAUAUCUCAAGAACGGCGACAUUCAACAGGAACCGAAUAAACAAACGAGUUUCGCCGCUGUCGAAACCGCGUUCCGAGAAAAGUUUUACGAGUUGCUGGCGUCGACCUCGAUAGACGACCUUGCUUUCGUUAAUAUCUGGAACCUCCUGGAUAUCGUUUCCAUCUUCUCGGAUAAUGAACAAUGCGAGGCUGGCCUUAUAUUUUGGCUCAUCGAGGAGCUUCUAGACAGUCAGACGGUCGAUGGUUGUCGCAAAGUUUUCGACUAUUUAGAGUCGCGCAGAGAAAUCAAUACUGCGAAACAUUUCGAGUCAAAGAAGUUGAUUAUUCUUCGAUCGUGUAAUGAGCUACUUCGUCGACUAUCGAGAGCGGAGGAUACAGUAUUCUGCGGACGAGUAUUCAUCUACAUGUUUCAAAGUUUCCCGCUUGGAGACAAGAGUUCGGUCAACCUUCGCGGAGAGUUUCAUACCGAGAACGUUACAACAUUCGACGAUAUUGCACUCAAGUCCCAGGAAGACACUAUGGAAAUAGAACCAACUGAACAGAAGGAAGAGACAUCAGAGAAGACGUCGCAAUCUGUGCAAGACGAGCAGACUAAGGGUGAAACCUCCGGGCCCAAGGAAGGAACUCCCGCAGUAGCAGAAACUGCUCACGAGAGGAAGGAAAGCGAGGCUACCAAGACCAUUGAUCUGGAUACGCUAUAUCCAAUAUUUUGGGGCCUACAAGGAUUUUUUUCUGCGCCUACCAGGUUGUUCGACUCCCAGAACUUUGCAUCAUUUCGUACCAGUCUAGAGAAGACAUUGUCUACAUUCAAGUUAAUGAACAAAGUUACCGAUACCUGGAGCACUGCGAAAGCACCAGAUGAAGUCCGAAGAGGGUUAAAGCGGAAGCGUAACGGCGAGGGCGUGGAUGUUGCUAGCAGUUUUAAUCCGAAGUAUCUGACAAGCCGCGAACUAUUCGAUCUGGAGAUCAAUGAUAUUGCUUUUCGACGCCAUGUUCUCGUCCAGGCUUUGAUACUCUUGGACUUCAUUUUGUCGUUGACACCACAAGCUCGUCAGAGGCUAAUGAAGUUAGUGCAACCUGGAAAAUCCCUGAACAAGACAGUACUUUACCAAUAUACCGUCAGCGAAGAAGACGCCAAAUGGGCGGCACAGACUAGGGACAUUGUUGCAGACUACCUACAGCAAGGUAUUGACGGCAAGUUUUACUACCGAAUGGUUGAUACGGUUCUUUCCCGAGACAAAAAUUGGGUGCGCUGGAAGGUUGAAAACUGCCCUCCCAUUGAGAAACCGGCGAUCCAAGCAGACGACUAUUUCCAGGCUCGUAACAAUGCGCUUAAAGUUUUUUCCAACAAGCGUCUAAGAGCUUCUCCGAUGGGCUCUCUGGAUCUCACAUUCCUGGCCGACGGAAACAAUCUAUCCAGUCUUGAGCAAUUGAAGGACCCAGAUCGGUACACCACCCCCGCCCCGGACUCAUUCAUGAUGGGUAUCGUAGAUGACACUUUCAACAUCGACAUGGCCAAGGAUAAAGACGAAAAGGAGGCCGCAGAGCGAGCAAAGGAGAGCAAAUAUUGGCGAACAUUACGCCUAAGCUCGAGAAGCAAGCUUUUUGAAUUUGAGCUGAUCGAGGAUGGCAAGAACCUCAACCUACUAUUUGAGAAGCCAACAGAGAAACCAAAAGAAACCGUUUCAGAGGAUACUCAGAAGAAAGCAGAAAAUGCUAGUGAAAGCAAAGAUGAGCGGGCCGGGUCACUCGAGACACAAUCGCAACAGGCGGAUAGUGCCACAGUGACGACUGCCGCAACGACAUGAUGAUCUUACUAUUAAUAUUCCGAGCGCUCUUCACUCUUUUAUAAGGGGAAUCCAAGCUGAGAUUAGUUCGCCGAAGUGCAGCUAACGAGAGUCGCGACUCUGGAGCUCCAGAACCUCCCGCUGAGUUGGAUUUAGAGAUUCUGCUGCUGGUGUCUUUCCCAAUAUUCAAUUGAGGAGGUUUAGAAGUCUGUUAAAAGGCUAUACUUAACU
Molecule: messenger RNA, 2160 nt
Organism: Talaromyces stipitatus ATCC 10500
Lineage: Eukaryota; Fungi; Ascomycota; Eurotiomycetes; Eurotiales; Trichocomaceae
Product: THO complex subunit Tho1, putative
Exons: 7
Coding region: 1-1950 (649 amino acids)
Biological process (GO): mRNA export from nucleus; regulation of DNA-templated transcription elongation
Cellular component (GO): THO complex part of transcription export complex
Source: RefSeq, a predicted model, not a curated record